UAACGAAAUGUUAGUAGUUGAAUGUUUAACACAAUCACAAAUAAACUUGUUAUUAGAUUGUUUCAACAUAGUUUUUUUUUGUUUUACAUCAAAAGGAAAUCUAAAUUUAUGUAGUGGAUUGUUACAUAAUUUGGUUUAAUCUAUUCUACCGAAAAGUCGUAAAAUAUAAAUUAAUUGUUCCCACUAACUUUGAUUAGUUAGAUAAACUCUGGACAUUUUAACAUAAUUUGUAAAGUGCACCGAUUUUCAAAAACCGAACACAGAUGGAUCUCCAGAAGAAAUGGGAAUGUUCUAAAUGUCGUAAAACAUUCAAAACCAAGGGCACCCUGAAACGUCACGAAAUCACACACGGUCAAGCUGCUAAGGUGAAAUGUGAGGUUUGCGGCAAAAUUUCAAAAAACAGCUUCUCCUUAGCUUCCCACAUGCGGAAACAGCACACCAACCUGCAGCGACCAAGUUGUGACACUUGUCACCGGGUAUUUUCCGGUGCAACCUCUCUACGUUGUCAUACUGAGACUUCCCACAGCACGAAGGAACGAAGUCGUUUCCCAUGUCCAUUUCCUGGCUGUGAAAAAACCUACCCAAGCCAAGGUGGUCUUUGGCAACACGUUAAGAAGGAGCACGGCCAAAAUCCGGUCCAAUUUCCGUGCACACUUUGCGGAAAGGAGUUCAAAAGAAGGGCUGAACUUGUGCAACAUAUUCCCACCCAUACGAAGGAGAAGCCGCACAAUUGCGCCAUUUGUGGGAAAAGUUUCGCCCGCAGGACAGGCCUGAAAAGUCACGAGGUGACGCAUUUGGAAAAAUCUACUCGAGACAUGUUGCAGUGUCAUGUUUGCCCUCAGACCUUCAUAACUAGACAAGGUUUACAACGGCACGUCCAAAUUGUGCAUGAAAAUCAGAGGAAUUAUCCGUGCACAUUUUCUGACAAGAGAUUCUUCAACUCAUCAAGCUUAAACGAUCACGUCCAGGCGAAACAUACCUCGAAUAUAGAGCUGAUCCAUUCCUGCGACAAAUGCGAGUACAAGAGCCACUCGAAAGUCUAUUUAACCAAACACAGAAUACGUCACAAUCCAGCGAGCCGUGAAUGUUACUUCUGUGUGAAGAAAUUUUGCACUUUUCGCGAAUUAGUCAGUCAUUGUCGAGUUCAUACUCAAGAAAAGUUUAAAUACUUAUUUAUAAUUUUUCCUAAGUUUGCGUAAUUUGGCAAAGUCUUUUGGUGGGAAACCAUUUUAUUUUAUUUAAUAACAAAUUUAUGUACAUAAUAAUUGGGCAUAUUUUUGUUAGAAUAUUUUGCAAACUUUAUUCGUGCGCGAAAUAUGUAAAUCCGCUUUUGUGAGUAUUUCCAUUUAACCGCGUUAAGCUUGUGUAAAAUUGCACAUUCUGAAUUUAAAAAUUUGCAAACAAGAAGACAAAUGCAUAUAUUUAAUUUUAUUCAAGAAAUGGGUGCAGUCACGUUGAUUUGUCAGACUGUGACCCCCAAAUAAUGGGGUAAGGUCUUCUCAUAAAGAUGUGGAUCCUGUUAAAAGAAUUUUGUCCACAUGCAUGAAUUUGAGAUAUGUAUUUACAGCAGUAUGUGGAUAAUUUUAUAAUUGGAGUGAUCUAUUGCACAAGUAUACAUAUUUCGAAUAAAUAAUAAGUAC
Messenger RNA from Folsomia candida, 1640 nucleotides. RefSeq names its product zinc finger protein 816-like. The transcript has 4 exons. Gene Ontology annotation, biological process: regulation of transcription by RNA polymerase II. Bases 264 to 1199 code for a protein of 311 amino acids. NCBI's taxonomy places the organism in Eukaryota, Metazoa, Arthropoda, Collembola, Entomobryomorpha, Isotomidae. The record is from RefSeq and is a predicted model, not a curated record. Gene Ontology annotation, molecular function: RNA polymerase II cis-regulatory region sequence-specific DNA binding; DNA-binding transcription factor activity.